GGCUGCUGUGCUGGGGGCAGGGCUGGCUCCGAUCCAGGGAGGAGCCGCCCACAGCCCCGCGGAGGGUACAUAAGGAGCCCCCGGCCGCGAGGCGAGGCUGCCCGCUCCGGUUCCGUCCAGUGCAUCACCUACCAGCGUCUCUGGUGUUUGCGGAGGACCCGCCGCGCGCUGCCUGGCCAUGACCACCGCGCUCCUGCAGUCUUCUUCCUCCACCUUCGGGGGCGGCUCUGCCCGAGGGGGCUCGCUCCGGGCCGGGGGAGGCGGCUUUGGCGGGGGGAGCCUGUGCGGUGGAGCAGCAGGGAGCCGCAGCAUUUCGGCUUCUUCCGCUAGGUUUGUGUCAGGGUCGGCGGGAGGCUACGGGGGCGGCAUGAGCUGCGGCUUUGGUGGCAGAGCAGGUGGCGGUUUCGGCGGAGGUUUCGGAGGCGGCUUGGGUGGGGGUUUUGGCGGUGGCUUUGGUGAUUUUGGCGGUGGCGAUGGUGGUCUCCUUGGUGGCAACGAGAAGAUCACCAUGCAGAACCUCAACGACCGCCUGGCCUCCUACCUGGACAAGGUGCGGGCGCUGGAGGCGGCCAACGCCGACCUGGAGGUGAAGAUCCGCGACUGGUACCAGAGGCAGGGUCCAGCCAGCCCGGAGCGGGACUACAGCCGCUACUUCAAGGAAAUCGAAGAGCUCCGGGACAAGAUCAUGGCUGGCACCAUCGACAACUCCCGGGUCAUCCUGGAGAUUGACAAUGCCAGGCUGGCCGCAGACGACUUCAGACUCAAGUACGAGCACGAAUUGAACCUGCGACAGACAGUGGAGGCCGACAUCAACGGGCUGCGCAGGGUGCUGGACGAGCUGACCCUGGCCAGGGCCGACCUGGAGAUGCAGAUCGAGGGCCUGAACGAGGAGCUGGCCUUCCUGAGGAAGAACCACGAGGAGGAGAUGAAGGAGUUCAGCAGCCAGCUGGCCGGCCAGGUCAACGUGGAGAUGGACGCAGCCCCGGGUGUGGACCUGACCCGCAUGCUGGCCGAGAUGAGGGAGCAGUACGAGGCCAUCGCGGAGAAGAACCGCAGGGACGCCGAGGCCUGGUUCUUCAGCAAGACGGAGGAGCUGAACAAGGAGGUGGCCUCCAACACGGAGAUGAUCCAGACCAGCAAGACGGAGAUCACGGAGCUGCGGCGCACGCUGCAGGGGCUGGAGAUCGAGCUGCAGUCGCAGCUGAGCAUGAAAGCCGGGCUGGAGAGCACGUUGGCGGAGACCGAGUGCCGCUAUGCCACACAGCUGCAGCAGAUCCAGGGCCUCAUUGGGGGCCUGGAAGAGCAGCUGGCUCAGCUGCGCUGCGAGAUGGAGGCCCAGAGCCAGGAGUACAACAUGCUGCUGGACAUCAAGACGCGGCUGGAGCAGGAGAUCGCCACCUACCGCAGCCUGCUGGAGGGCCAGGACGCCAAGAUGGCGGGCAUCGGCACCCGGGAAGCUGCCCUGGGAAGUGGAGGCAGCAGCAAUUUCCGCAUCAAAGUGGAGGAAUCGGUGGAUGGCAAGGUGGUUUCCUCCCACAAGAGAGACCUCUGAGCACCUGGUGCAGGAGGACCGGCCACUGCCCGUCCCACUGGCCAGAGGACUGGGAGGCGAACUCUGCCCCUGUCCUCAAGAGCACCCAGCUGACACGGGUCCCUGGGCCCCUGGUUGAUGGCUUUCCAUGUUCUCUGUCCCCCUGUCGCUCUCCCCAUUUCCUCUGGGGUACAAGGGGCAUCUGUCUUGGGUCACGGCUCAUGCGUGCCGUGCCUGCUCCCACA
Molecule: messenger RNA, 1776 nt
Organism: Fukomys damarensis (Damara mole-rat)
Lineage: Eukaryota; Metazoa; Chordata; Mammalia; Rodentia; Bathyergidae
Gene: Krt15
Product: keratin 15
Exons: 9
Coding region: 179-1552 (457 amino acids)
Molecular function (GO): structural molecule activity
Source: RefSeq, a predicted model, not a curated record